Molecule: messenger RNA, 423 nt
Organism: Aspergillus homomorphus CBS 101889
Lineage: Eukaryota; Fungi; Ascomycota; Eurotiomycetes; Eurotiales; Aspergillaceae
Product: nuclear telomere cap complex subunit Ten1
Exons: 2
Biological process (GO): telomere capping
Cellular component (GO): CST complex
Molecular function (GO): single-stranded telomeric DNA binding
Source: RefSeq, a predicted model, not a curated record
AUGAACGCCCCCCUUCCGUCGACCCGCAGCUUUCUCUCCGACCUCCCAUCCCACCCGAUUGACUCGAAAGUCCGAUUCCUCGGCUGCGUGAGAACCUACCUGACCCCCACAGGGCACCUCAUCCUAGAGCACAACUACCCCCACCGUAAACCUCCGCAGCAGCCUCCGUCUGUGCUGGUCGACAUCAAUGCCGUGCUGGAAUCCGUCACAUCAACGGAACUGCGCGUGGGGGCGUGGGUGAGCGUGCUUGGGUAUGUGCGAAGGCGAAGAAGAGAUGCAGCCGAUGCUGAUGCUGCACCUGCCUUCGUGUUUCCAGAUGUAUAUAUCGAGGCGGUGCUGGUGAUUCCGGCGGGGGCGGUCGCGCUGGGGGAGUAUGAGCGGAUUUUGCAGGAGUCGUUGGAGGUUGAACGGCGGGUGAGGAGA